Molecule: messenger RNA, 2284 nt
Organism: Chlorella variabilis
Lineage: Eukaryota; Viridiplantae; Chlorophyta; Trebouxiophyceae; Chlorellales; Chlorellaceae
Exons: 10
Coding region: 173-2284 (703 amino acids)
Biological process (GO): double-strand break repair via homologous recombination; resolution of meiotic recombination intermediates
Cellular component (GO): nuclear body; RecQ family helicase-topoisomerase III complex
Source: RefSeq, a predicted model, not a curated record
CCAGAAGGGGAGGGAGAGGGCGAAGACGGCGCCGAAGAAGAGGGUGUAAGACGGGACUUCCCGCCAACCGGCCCCCACCCAGGGCUCCGCCGCCGAGCUCAGCGCCUCCAGCGCGCCCGCCAGCUGUUCCACCAACAUGCCGCUGCCCCGCUGCUGAUGGUGCUGCUACUGAAUGGUGGUGCUGCUGCUGCCGCUGCUGGGGCUGCUGCUGUGCUGUUUAGUGGUGGUGGUGGCUACGGCCGCCUACCUGGCAGCCGAGUGCGGCGGCGGAGGCGCCCCCAGCUUCCCGCGGGCGCCGCAGACGCUGCUGAACGCCGAUCUGAGGCAGGCAAGUCUGGGCGUUGCCUGCCUGCCCGAGGGCAUCGCCCGGGCCGACUGCAAGAAGGUGGCGGGGCCGCUGGUGCUGCAAGUCAGCGAGGUGCGCGACGUGUCUCAGCCCUCCUGCGCUGCCGCCGCCGCCGCCGGCGAGCGGCGCGGCCGCAUCCUGCGCCUGCUGCUCACCGACGGUCCGGGCAGCUGCGCGGCGGUGGAGCUGCAGCCGCUGGCGGCCACGGAGGAGCAGCUCUGUCCGGGCACCAAGUUGUGGGUGCAGCAUGCGACGGCGCGGCUGGGGGUGCUGCUGCUGGAGCCACGCAGCCUGCAGGUGCUGGGCGGGCGUGUGGAGGCUCUGGCGGAGGCGUGGGAGGUGCAGCAGCGGUACGGCGGUACCGCAGCCGACCGCGCCGAGGCCGCGGAUGCCGAGCGCCCGCCCGCCUUCCGCACGUUUGACCCGAAGCUGGCGCGGUACGGCAGCAGGCGCGGCGCGGCUGCCAGGGUUGCCGGCGCGGCGGCACCAGCCGGCGCGGCGGCGCUAGCGCCGCAGCCACCAGCAGCAGCAGCAGCUGCAGCAGGGGCAGGAGCAGGAGCAGGGGUGGCUGGGGCAGCCACCAGGAAGGUGCAGGGCCAGGGAGGCGGUACUACAUCUGCUGCGCCCGCUGCUGCUGCCGCCGCCUCUGCCGCAGCAGCCUCGGCAGCGCUGAAGGCUGCACCGGGUGCAGGCAGGCCACCUCUGCAGCAGCAGGAGCAGCAGCAGCAGCAGCCGCAGCAGCGGGUGCGGCGGGGGGCGCAGCCGUACCAGCCGCCGGUGGCACGGCAGCAGGCGGAAGCGCAGCAGGGGCGGCAGGCGGCGGCAGCUGCAGAGGCCAGCAUGCAGCUGCAGCAGCGGCAGCCGCAGCCGCAGCAGCAGGCUGCCCCACCCCCGCAGCAGCCGCUGCCGCCGGCAGCUGCAGCAGCGCCAGCGCCAGCGUCGGCGCAGGCGCCGGCGCCACCAGCGGCAGCCGCCCAGAAGCUGCUGGGCCGGCUGCAGGCAGAGGAGGGCCGCUUCGGGCGGGGCCAGCCACGGCGGGGGCGGCGCAGCCGAUUCGAGGAGGAUGAAGCCGCAGACGACAGCAGCAUGACACUGGAGGAGUGGGAAGCCAGGCGGAAGGCGGGCGGUACCCGCGACGGUCCCGGAAGCGGUACCGCCCUCGACCCACCCGCCAGUACCGCAGACGUCAGCGACGCAUCGCUGCAGCCACAGCAGCAGCAGCUUCUGUCGGACGAGGAGCUGGCCCGGCAGCUGCAGCGGCAGCUGGACCUGGAGGCGGCGCAGGAGUGGGGGCGUCCCGCUGAGCGGUACCAGGGCCAGGAGCUGGCGGCCUCCCUGCAGGCAAUGUUCCAGUACGGAGGGAGGGAUGGCGGCGAAGGGGUUGAAGAGGCAGGCGGCAGCGGCCCCGGCGGCUACCGCGGCCGCGGCCGCGGCCGGCGCGGCGGCAGGGACGGAGGCAGCGGCCGCGGCCAGGGCCGGGGCCGGGGCCGGCACUCCUCCAUUGAACUGUCAGCGGCAGGAGUGAGCUGGCGCAACCUGCGUGGGCUGACAGCGCUGCAGGAACUGCUUCUCGAAGGGUGCAGCAUUCAGCAGCUGCCAGCAGCGUUGUCGCAGCUUACAAUGCUGACCAGCUUGAGCAUCAGGGACAAUGAUCUUUCGGCGCUGGCGCCGCUGGCUGCCUUGCGGCCGCUGGAACAGUUAGACCUAAGCUGGUGUGAGCUGGCAGCAGUGCCGGAGCAGCUGUCGGCGCUGACAGCCCUGACGCGGCUCAGCCUGUCGUGGAACCGCAAUUCGGUGGGCGGAUGGCAUCACCUGAUUCCCCUCACCCGCCUGCGCUCGCUGGCCCUGGGUGAUGUGCCGCUGCCCGACGGCGUGCCGCCAGAGGUGACCGCGCUGCCGGCACUGACGCACCUGUAUCCUGAGACUCUCCGUUUCUGA